This is a messenger RNA of Rhopalosiphum maidis (corn leaf aphid), 1170 nucleotides long. It is a transcript of the gene Vps2, whose product is annotated as charged multivesicular body protein 2a. Gene Ontology annotation, biological process: endosome transport via multivesicular body sorting pathway; late endosome to vacuole transport; protein transport. The record is from RefSeq and is a predicted model, not a curated record. The coding region runs from base 466 to 1170 and encodes 234 amino acids. The transcript has 5 exons. NCBI's taxonomy places the organism in Eukaryota, Metazoa, Arthropoda, Insecta, Hemiptera, Aphididae. Gene Ontology annotation, cellular component: multivesicular body; ESCRT III complex.
CAUAGAAUCAAGCCAAGCCUAAAGAACAGAAACUUCUUAAAGAUUAUUAUAAAAAAUAGGCAUAGAAUCUAAGUGGAUUUGAAUUCAUCUUAGGUUCUUUAUACUUGGAAUUCACUUUGCACAGAAAAACUAUUGAUAUCGAGACACCCGAAGGAAUAAUUGAUAGUCAAAUUUAUUUUUAUUUAUUAUCAAUGAAUACACCUUAGUUUUUACACUCACGACGAUGAGUAAUAUUAACUGAUAAAAAACCAAAACAGAAUUAAUACCAUAACAAAAUAUAUAUGUAUUUUGUCAUGAGUAAUACACAAUACGACGGUCUUAGAUUAUUAAUACCCAAACAUUGUUUUCAUAAUUUUAUUUUGUAGUUAUAGACGUUUUAGUUAUCUAAAAAAUAUAUUAUAACACUCGUCAUCGUGAGUAGAGUGAAGAUCUGUACACCAAUUUGGAAUAAACACCUACAGCAGUAUGCCGUUGGAAUGGUUAUUUGGGCGUCGUAUGUCGCCUGAUGAAAUGUUAAGAAAGAAUCAGCGUGCUCUCAAUAAAGCAAUGCGUGAUUUAGAUCGUGAAAAAAUGAGAAUGGAACAGCAAGAAAAGAAAAUCAUCAUGGACAUAAAAAAAAUGGCAAAAGAUGGACAAAUGGAAUCGGUGAAAAUCAUGGCUAGAGACUUAGUAAGAACAAGACGUUACCAGAAGAAAUUUAUGGUGAUGAAGGCUAAUAUACAAGCAGUAUCUUUAAAAAUACAAACGCUUAAAUCACAAAACGCUAUGGGUCAAGCAAUGAAAGGCGUAACUAAAGCAAUGCAAAAUAUGAACAGGCAGUUGAAUUUACCACAAAUUCAAAGGAUACUGCAAGAGUUUGAAAAGCAGUCUGAAGUAAUGGAUAUGAAAGAAGAAGUUAUGAAUGAUGCUAUGGAUGAUGCCAUGGAAGAUGAAGGAGAUGAAGAAGAAACAGAUCAAAUUGUAACACAAGUAUUAGAUGAGUUGGGUCUUCAGCUUACAGAUCAAUUGUCUGGAUUACCUUCAGCUUCUGGCUCAAUAAGUAUAGCAGCAACUGGAAAAGUACCAAUUGUUGCUCAAGAUGGCGGAGGUGGUGGUGGUGGUGCUGCUGCACAACCAAAUGAUGCUGAUGCAGACUUGCAAGCUAGAUUAGAUAAUUUAAGGCGCAAGUGA